Molecule: messenger RNA, 4157 nt
Organism: Conger conger (European conger)
Lineage: Eukaryota; Metazoa; Chordata; Actinopteri; Anguilliformes; Congridae
Gene: pde8b
Product: phosphodiesterase 8B
Exons: 22
Coding region: 56-2440 (794 amino acids)
Biological process (GO): signal transduction; regulation of DNA-templated transcription
Molecular function (GO): 3',5'-cyclic-AMP phosphodiesterase activity
Source: RefSeq, a predicted model, not a curated record
UAUUGGAACGUUAAGGCCUACCUCUAAGCACCGUACAGCGACUUCUAAUGACGAAAUGAAUCAAAGAAAGAAGAGAGAAAAAGAAUUGACCAAUGGUCCUCGGAAAGAGGUCUCUUCCACAGAGGAAUGCAUAGGGCCAAUGCGACUGACCCAAGAACCUAUUCAGGUCCUGCUGGUCUUUGCGAAAGAGGACAGCCAGAGCGACGCUUUCUGGUGGGCGUGCGAUCGCGCUGGCUUCAGGUGCAGCAUCGCCCGGACCCCAGAGUCUGCCGUGGAGUGCAUCCUGGACAAACACCAUGAGAUCAUCGUCGUUGACGGAAGACACCCGCGCUACUUUGAAGCUGAAGCAGUCUGCAGGUCAAUCCGUGCCACCAAGCCUUCUGAGCAUGCUGUCAUUUUAGCUGUGGUUCCACAAAUCCCACAGGAUCAGGAAGAGCCCUCGGUCCUGCCUCUUCUUAACGCAGGGUUCAGCAGGAGAUUUGUGGAGAACAGCACUGUCUCUGCCUGCUACAAUGAGCUCAUCCAGAUUGAGCAUGGGGAAGUACGCUCACAGUUCAAACUGAGGGCCUGUAACUCCGUGUUCACAGCACUGGAGCACUGCCAGGAGGCAGUGGAGAUCACCAGUGAAGACCAUGUCAUCCAGUAUGUGAACCCUGCCUUUGAGAAGAUGAUGGGGUACCACAAAGGAGAGCUCAUUGGCAAAGAGCUGAUGGAAUUGCCGAAGAGUGACAAAAACAGAGCCGACCUCCUGGACACAAUCAACACCUGCAUAAGGAAAGGCAAGGAGUGGCAGGGCAUUUACUAUGCGAGGCGGAAGUGUGGAGACAGCAUACAGCAGCAUGUUAAAAUCACCCCCGUCAUCGGCCAAGGAGGGAAAAUCCGACAUUUUGUGUCAAUCAAGAGACCACACAGUGACAACAAUAAACAGGUGCACAAGAUCGGCCGGGAUGAAAGAUACAGUGGAGAAAAUUCCCAAUCAGAAUGCCAAUCCCUGCGUCACAAGGACCGGAGGAAAGAGUCGGUUGACAUCAGAUCCAUCAGCUCCCGGAGCAGCGAUGCUCCAAGUUUACAGAACCGCAGGUACUCUUCAGUGGCCAGGAUCCAUUCAAUGACAAUAGAAGCACCAAUCACAAAGGUCAUAAACAUCAUCAACGCGGCCCAGGAGAGCAGUCCGGUGACGGUGGCCGAGGCGCUGGACCGCGUUCUGGAGAUCCUGAGAACCACCGAGCUGUACUCACCCCAGCUGGCCUCCAAAGAGGAUGACCCCCACACCAACGACCUUGUGGGGGGGCUGAUGAGCGAUGGUUUACGGCGCCUCUCUGGGAACGAAUACGUCUUCUCAAAAAAUAUCUCCCAGUGUCAGCUGGCCAUGCCCGUCACGCUUAACGACAUCCCGCCCUCCAUCGCCGAAAUGCUGGACGGGGAGGACCACUGGGAGUUUAACAUCCUGGAGCUGGAGGCCGCUACCCACAAGAGGCCCUUAACCUACCUCGGUUUGAAAAUCUUCACCCGUUUCGGCAUGUGCGAGUUCCUGAACUGCACAGAGGCCAUGUUGCGGUCCUGGCUUCAGGUCAUUGAGGCCAAUUACCACUCCUCCAACUCCUACCACAACUCCACACACGCCGCUGAUGUUCUUCAUGCUACCGCCUACUUCCUCCGCAAGGAGAGGGUCAAGGGCAGUCUGGACCAGCUGGACGAGGCAGCGGCGCUGAUAGCGGCCACGGUGCACGACGUGGACCACCCGGGCCGCACCAACUCCUUCCUGUGCAACGCGGGCAGCGAGCUGGCCAUCCUGUACAACGACACGGCCGUGCUGGAGAGCCACCACACAGCCCUGGCCUUUCAGCUCACCGUGCGCGACAGCAAGUGCAACAUCUUCAAGAACUUGGAGAGGACUCAGUUCCGCACCCUGAGGCAGUCCAUCAUUGACAUGGUGUUGGCCACGGAGAUGACUCGCCACUUUGAGCACGUCAACAAGUUUGUCAACAGCGUCAACAAGCCAAUGACAGCCAUGGAGGAGUCCAGCUCCAACAGUGAAGGCAGUGACUGUGAGGGUCAAGCCAGCAUCAGGAACUCCCCAGAGAACCGUCUUCUCAUCAAGCGCAUGAUGAUCAAGUGCGCAGACGUGGCUAACCCCUGCCGCCCCAUGGAGCUCUGCAUCGAGUGGGCAGGGCGCAUCUCUGAGGAGUACUUCGCCCAGACUGAUGAAGAGAAGAGGCAGGGUCUGCCGGUGGUCAUGCCUGUCUUUGACCGGAACACCUGCAGCAUUCCCAAGUCUCAGAUCUCCUUCAUUGACUACUUCAUCACGGACAUGUUUGACGCCUGGGAUGCCUUUGCCAGUCUGCCCGGAUUGAUGGAGCACCUUUCAGAGAACUACAAGUACUGGAAGGGUCUGGAUGAGAUGAAGUGCAAGAGCUUAAGACCCCCCCCACCCCCCUGACCCAUGCCCCCUGUAGCCAAAGGGGGUCCAUGAAUGUAGCCCGACACUCUUUUUAACCUCCCCACUGUGAUACAACAAUAUGUCCGCCAAACACUGGCCUCAAACCAGGAACUGGAGGCCAUGAUUGAGGCCGAAAACCAAGAGGAAGAGCCCCUUGGACCGUCUCUCUUGACAAUCUUUCCCGGUUUAAAGGGUGAAUAUGCUCAACUCGCACUUUACUAGAAGGAGAGUUCUCUAUCUUUGCAGUUUUUUGUGUUUUUUUUUUACCAUUAUUAUUUAGCACCGUAUUAAUAUCUUGACAGAGGGAGACGAAAAACAAUGGUCCGCUGCAUCAGUUUCCUACAACUUAACCUGUUUCUUCAAAGAGGAAAAAAUACUAUGGGUAGAAUACUUCUACCAGAAUGGGACAUCUGGAAAGACAUGGUACAACACAACAACAUAACUCAAGAUCACACCUGAGCAUUCAUUUUGAAAGCUUCAAUUCCCUCUUUUAAUUUUUACUAAGCCAGCUUGAAGUAUUUCAUUUAUACGGACACUAAUAAGCCAUUCUGGUGAGUUAUGCUCUGUGGUUAUUGCCAAAAUCUGAGCAGUAAGAGCUCUUUUGUUUAGUAUACUGCUGCAGCUAACUACUGUGAUCUUAAAUUACUGUAAUAUACAUCAGAAUACGAGAGCUCCCUCAUAACCUUCUGAUAGCAUAGUUUCUGAGAAGUCUAUUAAUGGGACUAGCACUUAUGAACAAAUGAAAAACCCAGCCCAGCUCUCUGAGGUCUUUGAUUUUUCAGUUUUUAUGUAUAUUUUUUAUUGAGGUUGUUUUAAAGCAGACUUUGUUCAUUGUGCAUUGUACAGGCCCAAACUGCUUUAUCCAAUGGGUUGAUUCUGUUGUACUGCAGAAUGGUUUCUCUCAUACUUUUGAUAUUCAGCAGUUGUUUUUCAUAACACUUAAUUUCAUAACACUUGAUUUUUGUUUUGUUCAUUUUGACAAUCCAUAAGUAACAAGAAAGAAGAAGCGCCCUUGAAGAAUGUUAGUGGCGGGUAAGGAUGGUGCUGCUUUGUGGGGUGAUGUAGUCAGGCAGACAGAAAUGCACUUACAUGUUUGUGUUGCAGCUGGAACCUGUGGCUGCCCUAUUGUCCUUAAACCAUAUUCUUUCCAAUCUUGCAAAUCUUGUGGACCAGUGGAAGACCUGGCAGUAUUGCCACUGUUUGUAUUUACGAUUAGCAAUUGAUAUAAAUUACCUUGUCAAAUGAAAUUGACUGAAUAUUAAUAAUAAUUAAUAGCUAUAUUGUAAUUUAUAAUUUUCUGUUUCAUUCAAAAGUAUUUAAACAACACAAGAGUGCUUAAAUUAUGAAUGUAUUUUUUUAAAGUAUGUUUUGUUCAUAAAGGCAUAUUCAGAAAUGUUGUUCAUAGGUUAAGAGAUAUAUAUCAAAGGGCACUAGCUUGCACCCGAACAUACAAAACUUAAACUUAGUUGUACCAUAAUCUAUUGAAUAUCAUGUUGGUGCUUUAUCAAGAUUGUAUUCUGGUGAAUACAAAGCCAGUAAGUAUUUAACUAUUUAGUCAUAAGUCUAUAUUCAAUACUGUAGCCCCUUAUUUUGCUGUACCAAGCUUUCCAGGCUGGCUGAUAAGAGACUUCCUAAAAAAUGAAUUUCAUGCUUUUCUUGGGUAACUUCUACAGAAUCAUAAAAAGUUGAUUUUUAAAUAAUCUAAAAAGAUGCAGGA